AAAUCGCCAUUGAAGUCUCUUUUCAAAUGGAUGUCACCUUUGAAACCCAAAGAGGCAAACCGUUUUCCAUUGAAGUUGUUUUCUUCGAUACAGUUCUUGAAAUCAAAGAGAAAGUCCAGAAAUACCAGGGAAUACCCAUACCUAAUCAAACCCUAGUCUUCAAUGGCCAAGUCCUUCAAGACGAACGAGACGUCGAGUACUGUGAAAUCCUACAAGACUCGCGUAUUCAACUACUCGUGGCUUCCGAUUCUGAUACUAAUAAUAAUAAACAGCAACCCCAAGCCAAUGAACAACAAUGUUCAUCGCCGUUGAAGAAGAAAAUACAACUCCACGUCAAUACCCCAUCGUCGAAAACCUCGCUCCAUCUCGAAAUGGACUCGAACGACACUGUUUUAAAGGAGAAGAUUCACGAUCAAAUGGAACCUUUCCUGGUUAACCGCCUAGUAGUUCAACCAACUGGUGCCGAGUUACAAGCAAAUCGGUCAGUAGGGGACUGUGAGCCGACGGAGAAUAACGAUGUCGAUGCCAAUAUCAAGCCGUCGCCUACAAGUUCGGGGACGGGGUCGGCGGGUGCUGCUGCAGCGGGUUCGAAGAAGUUGAAGCUGUUGGUGUUGCCAAAGAUGGGGACGAAGAAGAUACCGGUGGAAAUGAACGCGACGGAUACUGUUGGGGAGCUAAGGAAGGAGCUGCAAAAGUUGCACCAAAGGCUUCAUUUUCAUUUGCCACAAGACGGCUACUUUUUCAUUUAUAAACAGAAUGUGAUGGACGAUGAUCGGUCGUUUAGGUGGCAUCAAGUUGCCCAAGGUGAUACUAUUGAGAUCUUUAAUGGUAGUGUUACUGGUGGAUCAUGA
Messenger RNA from Hibiscus syriacus, 851 nucleotides. Its product is annotated as ubiquitin domain-containing protein 7SL RNA1-like. The coding region runs from base 27 to 851 and encodes 274 amino acids. Gene Ontology annotation, biological process: proteasome-mediated ubiquitin-dependent protein catabolic process. Lineage: Eukaryota; Viridiplantae; Streptophyta; Magnoliopsida; Malvales; Malvaceae. Gene Ontology annotation, cellular component: cytosol; nucleoplasm. Gene Ontology annotation, molecular function: polyubiquitin modification-dependent protein binding; proteasome binding; ubiquitin binding. The record is from RefSeq and is a predicted model, not a curated record. The transcript has a single exon.